GCCCUCCCCUGUGACCGCCCCCCAAAGAAACAAGAAACAAUGCUGGCGCUCCUUUUCUCCCCGCCGGCGGCGCCUCGGCCGUGCCUCGCGACGCUAAGGCGGCGGCGGCGAACUCCGUCCCCCGCGCUGCCUCCCGCGCCGCGCGCCUCCUCCGCCGUCCCCGGCCGCGCGGUGCCCGCCCUCCGCGCCGCGGCCGUCCCCCGCCUCGCCGCCGCGGCGCCCGGUGCCGCCGAGCCGGAGCCGGAGCCCGCGCCGCUGUCCGCCGAGGAGGAGGCCGAGCGCGCCAAGCUCGCCCAGGUUAGCAAAAGGCUAGAGAAGACAGCGCGGUAUUUCAAGAAUUUGGGCACCCUGGCAUUCUGGUCUCAGUUGGUGUGCACAACCGUUUCGGCUGGGAUCUUGUCCUUCUCCGCAGUUGCUACCGGGAAUGCAACGUCUCCCUUUACAUUCUAUGCGACCGGACUUGGCAUCGUUGCGGCCUUUAUGUCAGUGUUCCGGUCAUUUGGUUACAUCCGUCUUUCCAAAACGCUCAGGAGAACAGCAACCGAGCCUGCAAAGGCUCCUCCGCGUGCGGCUGUGGUUAAAAACCUGAGGAACAGUAUUGUACUCAACGUUGUCGGGAUGGGUGUUGCGGUCCUCGGGAUGCAGGCGACUGUUGGUGCUUUGGUAGCAAAAGCUCUCACUACCUCCUCGGUGCCCUACUACCAGGGGAUAUCCACUGGCCAGAGCCCAGUUCUUGCUCUGGAUGUUUUUCUUGUUCAGGCUUCAGCCAACACCAUCCUCUCGCAUUUUCUCGGGCUAUCGAGCUCACUGGAACUACUACGGUCCGUGACAAUCUCUCCAGCGGAUGCUGGCCCCACCCCUCAACCGGCAUGAGCUACAAACAAACACGGCAUACGACUAGGGUUCUUUUUCAUCUCUUUUGGUUCUGCAACUGUAAUCUGGCAGUAGUUUUUUUCUUUCUUCCUUUUUGUGUAGAUCUUCUCGUUUGGUAACAAGUACCAAUAUGUCCAGCUACUUUGAUUUUGCCCAUGUGCAACUAUCUACAUAUACUUGAUGAAGAAAGAGAAAUCCAUGUCUUCGAACCUCUACUUAUUACUUCAAA
Molecule: messenger RNA, 1102 nt
Organism: Hordeum vulgare subsp. vulgare (domesticated barley)
Lineage: Eukaryota; Viridiplantae; Streptophyta; Magnoliopsida; Poales; Poaceae
Product: protein TIC 21, chloroplastic-like
Exons: 4
Coding region: 40-873 (277 amino acids)
Source: RefSeq, a predicted model, not a curated record